Messenger RNA from Zerene cesonia (dogface butterfly), 1903 nucleotides. RefSeq names its product metaxin-1. The record is from RefSeq and is a predicted model, not a curated record. Gene Ontology annotation, cellular component: SAM complex. NCBI's taxonomy places the organism in Eukaryota, Metazoa, Arthropoda, Insecta, Lepidoptera, Pieridae. The coding region runs from base 109 to 1062 and encodes 317 amino acids. The transcript is spliced from 6 exons. Gene Ontology annotation, biological process: mitochondrion organization.
AGCUGUCAUAGUGCUGUCAUCGUAAUUCAGAAAUCAGAAGAAAUUGUUAGAAUUUUUUUUUGUGAAAUGAUAAAUAAAUUAUAUGUUUUAUAAUAGUUAUCCCAAAUAAUGAAUAACAUUGAAUUGGAUAUUUGGAGAGGUGAAUGGGGUCUCGCUUCAAUAGACUUGGAAUGUCUUAGAGUUUUAACGUAUAUGAAAUUUAUUGGCGUCCCAGUUCGUGUUCGUGAAGUGAGCAAUCCAUUUUUUACACCAAAAGGGACAUUGCCUGUUAUGAGGGAUGGCAGAAAGGUGCUGACGAACUUUGAAGAAGUUGUAGAUUAUUUAAAAUCAUUGCAUUAUAGUACAGAUGUUCACUUAAACACGAAACAGGCAGCUGAGGCUAGUGCAUUUACACAGUUUAUUAGAGAAAAACUGUACCCUGCUUAUCAAUUUGCCUGGUGGGUCGAUGAGAAAAACUAUGCAGAUCUUACAAGACCAGCGUAUGCCAGAGCUUUACAGAUACCGUUUAAUUUCUACUACCCAUCUAAAUAUCAGAAUGCUGCUAAAGAAAUGAUUGAUGCAUUAUAUGGAGAGCAUGCAGAUUUGAAGGAAGUUGAGAAAACUAUAUACAGUGAAGCAGAGAAGUUCCUGAAGGCACUCUCAGAUAGGCUCGGUGAGAGCGAAUACUUCUUUGGCAACCGUCCCUCGUCGUUCGACGCCACCGUGUUCGCGUAUCUCGCGCCGCUGUACAAGGCGCCCUUCCCCAAUGCCACGCUGGCUAACCAUGUAAAAGGCAUUGCUAACCUCACCAGAUUUGUUGCAAGGAUCAAUCAGAAGAAUUUUAGACAUGUUACCGAUGAAUACAACAGGAAAAAUGCGAAAAAGCAGUCAACAGGCACACAGUCAGAGAGAGAAGCAGCCAACUUCCCGAACCAAACUCGUAAUAAAGUGUUAGCAGCAAUUUUUGCAGCUAUUGCCAUGACUGGUUAUGCAGUCGCAAAUGGAAUGUUCCAUGAUUUCAAAGACUUUGACCACUCGCACGACUACAACGAGAUGUUUGAGAAUGAAGAGGACGACAACUGAUAGCGCGCUUGCGCGCUCGCUGGAUGCACGCACACAUGGAUGGCAUGCUACCAUAGACUUAUAGAUCAGUGACAGUUGCAGUUUUGAUAUUGACAUUGACGCUAAAGGCCAAGUCUAAAAUUAUUAAAGUUUUAAUGUAGACAUUUCAUGAUUAUGAACGAAAUUAUACGACGUACAGAUUGAACUACAAAUCAGUUAUAGAAAAAGAGAAAUUAUCGCUUAACAUUUUUUAAAUUGUCUAUUUUGUUUUAUUUAACAACAAUACCAUAAAUAUGUAUUUGUGCGAUUUCAUUAGUCAAUUCAAUUCAAUACAAUUCCUUUAGACAGAUAAAUCUGUAAAGGCUGUGAGCUUUCCUAUCAAAUUUAGUUUUAGUUUUAUCCAUAAAUGAUGAAAUCUUGUAAGAGAUUGGAAGUUUCUUAUUUCCAUUGAUAAUUAAUUGUCAUCAAAUGUGUUCAGUGUGAUGUUUUAUUGUUCCUAGUUGAAACAAAUAAUUAAAUAUUAAAAAUUAUUUAAAACAACUCAACAUUUCAGGUAUUUUAACUUUUUAUAUUAUAUUUAAUAAAAUUGCAACCUUUAAAGACAUUUAAGUUACUUAAAUUAAUAUGUAUAUAUAUUUAACAUUUAUCACUAUAAUUUUUGGAAAAGUCACGAAAAAUUUUGGUAAAAAUUCUUUAUAAUAAAUGAAUGUAGAUUCUUAUAACUGCCGCUUUAUAUACUUAUUUAUUGAGAGGGUUAGAUAUUAGUUAUUUGGAAUAUUGUUGCAUUUAUCGUACAUUCUAUCGUAUUUCUUUUUGUAAAUUUGCAAACAGUCACAAAAUAUAUUUGAAAUAUAAAUUUUUA